AUGGCGGCUGCUUCAGCGACGAAGGCCUCGCAACGGAGCCGGGCGCCUUUUGUCAACCUCUUCGACCUGCCGGAGCUGAUGCCGGGAGCGCAGCCUUCCGCCAAUCCUGCGCAGCGCGAAGAGUUCGAGAACCGUUGCCGCCAGCUGCAUCGGGACGAGGAGCAAGAGCGACAGGACCGACUGGAGAAGGCCUACGAGCAACGUGCUGCCGCUGCACCCGACCUCACUUCCACCAGUGAACUGGAGGCCAUGUUUCCGACGUUGGACGCGGAGCUCGUUCGCUCAAUCCACGCAGAGGCUCAGACGCCCCAGGAUGCCGUGGAUACACUCUUGGCCCUCACCCUUGCCGCCGAGCCUCUCGAGGCACUGCCUACCUUGCCUCCGCGGGAAGUUGGCAUGGAUGAUCACGACAAGUUCCCAGCCCUAACAGACGCAGAGGGCUGGCAGGUUGCCAAUCAAAAGCUGUUUGAUCGAGACCCGGAGGAGGACCUUGGCUCUGCUUGGCGAGACCGUGCGAAGGCCGCGCAGGAUAUGCCCGCCCCGAAGGCUGCCGUGGCGCCUGCAAAGCCGCGCUCGGGCCCUGCAAAGGCCAAGAAGGAGGGCGCCACGGAUGAGAAGGUGGAAGACGAAGAGGUGGACGAGUUCUUAACCGACUACGACUUCCGUCACAGGGUUGGCCAGCAGCGAGCGAAGCACCGAGCCAGGUAUGGUCGUGGCUCUGGACGUGGCGCAGCCAGCGCGCGCAACCCGUCUGGCGACGUGGAGGAAGAUGAGGAGGAGGCCCCGACGGCCCAACACAGCCAGCUGCUCGCAUUCUUCCGGCUUCGGCGCAAGAGCCACUGCCCGCCGUGGGAUCCAUCCUCAAAGUCUUACGUCUCAGCGGUGAUCGCCCCACUCUCCUGGGCAGGAGAUCCUGACGAGACAGGUACGGACAAGAACAACUGCUUUAGGACUUGGGGACAUGGGGGACGCAUUGAGGGGCUCCGUUGCCGGUUCUUCUUUUCCAAUCUCAGUUGUACAGAUGCGCAGCGCCACCUUUGCAGGGUUGGCACUUGGUACAGCGGACUUAGUGUGCAGAGAGCCGUAAAAUGUUGCACAGUGGUCGUUGAGCUGUCCUGGGACAUCCCAUCGCAGAAUGUGGUGCUCGUGGACCAGUGGCUGAACACCGCCAGUGCGGCGAGCCACAAGUUUCUCAAGGAGUUUGCUCCGAAGCGAGCAGCGCUGAACGAGUACCUGCAAUUUGUUCCUCACUAUCACGUCUUCAGCCUCGAGGGGAAGGACUACAAAGAUCUUUGCAGCGAUUCGACUGGAAAGUAUUGUGCUGACGAUCCAGAUGGAGGUGGUGAGAUCACUGGCAAACAGGUCCUGCACGAGGCCGUCCGACAGCUGUGCAUCCACGAGAUCACAGUGGUUCCGACCGGAGAGAGGAUAGCACAGAAGUGGCACAUGAGACAGGCGAAAUUCUCCACCGAGUGGUGGGAUUAUGUGUCCAAAUAUUUGGACGAGUGCCCAGCAACCGGCAGCGACGACCCUCUCCACACUUUUGGCGAGAAGUGCUCGGAGCGCUUGAUGCACCAGGUUGGGCUCGAUGUGGAAAAGGUCGAGGAGUGCAUAAGGAACACGAAGGAAGACAAGCUGGCGUAUCAACGGGAGAACAGCGCGUGGUCUUCCGACGCCUUGCGCAUCAAUGGUUGGAGGUACAGUGGCACGAUGGAUGCCGAUUUGGUCACGAAGGCGAUUUGUGCCGGAUUUGUCUCGACUCCCGAGCCGUGCACGAGACUGACGACGCCAGCAAACCCCUUCAACCUCGACGGAGUUGUGCCAAUGCCCGCGGCGAGCGGCGUGUCUAACUCGCAAGUGAUGGAGGUGUUUAUCGUUCUUGCUCUGGUGGCCGUCGGCUUCAUGUACUUCUACAAGCGAUCUAUGACGCGGAACAUCCACACAGCGCUCCGCGAGGAG
Molecule: messenger RNA, 1959 nt
Organism: Symbiodinium necroappetens
Lineage: Eukaryota; Dinophyceae; Suessiales; Symbiodiniaceae
Source: the annotation of a GenBank genome assembly